AUGGCGGCGGCCGAGCCCGGGAGCUCGGGGCCGCCGGCGCCGCAGGGCCAGGCUCAGGGCCAGCGGCCGCCCCCCGCGUCCCCCGCGCCGCCGGCGCCGCUCGGGGGCCCGGCGGGCGGGAGCAGCCGGCACGAGAAGAGCCUGGGGCUGCUCACCGCCAAGUUCGUGUCGCUGCUGCAGGAGGCGCAGGACGGCGUGCUGGACCUGAAGGCGGCUGCAGACACUUUGGCCGUGCGGCAGAAAAGGAGGAUUUACGACAUCACCAACGUCUUGGAGGGGAUCGACCUGAUCGAGAAAAAGUCCAAGAACAGCAUCCAGUGGAAAGGCGUGGGUGCCGGCUGCAACACGAAGGAAGUGCUGGAGAGACUGCGAGCCCUGAAGGCCGAGAUCGAGGACCUGGACCUGAAGGAGAGGGAGCUCGAUCAGCAGAAAUCGUGGCUGCAGCGCAGCAUCCGCAACGUGAUGGACGACGCCGUGAGCAGCAGGUUCUCCUAUGUGACGCACGAGGACAUCUGCAGCUGCUUUAGCGGUGACACGCUUUUGGCCAUCCAGGCACCGUCUGGUACGCAGCUGGAGGUCCCCAUCCCGGAGAUGGGUCAGAAUGGACAGAAGAAGUACCAGAUCAACCUGAAGAGCCCUUCGGGCCCCAUCCACGUGCUGCUCAUCAACAAGGAGUCCAGCUCAGCCCAGCCCGUGGUCUUCCCCGUGCCCCCACCGGACGACCUCACGCAGCCGUCCUCCCAGCCCUCGCCGCCCCGGACGCCGCACAAGCCCGGCCCAGCCCCGCGGAGCCCCGAGCCCGCCUCCGACAGGGGCCUGGGUCCCCAGCACGCGCCGGCCACGGACCCGGCUCCAGGCUCUGUUACUGGAGAUAUCAUCGAUGAGUUGAUGUCUUCUGAUGUGUUCCCGCUCCUGCGGCUCUCGCCCACCCCCGCGGAUGACUACAGCUUCAACCUAGACGACAGCGAAGGCGUGUGUGACCUGUUCGAUGUCCCGAUACUGAAUUACUAGAGGCCAUGGGAGCUGGACUGCCACCCUCUAACUGCGGCGCUGUGGGCGUGCUGGUGACCUGAGUGAGCACAGCAAGCACAGCAGCUGCUCACCCUGAUGCUUCUCUCUGACGCCACAGGCGUCACCGUGGAAGCCAAGGGCUCUUGCUUCAGGGAAAGUGAUCCCGUAGCCACCCCUCCGGUAACUGCAUUCUGGGACUUGGCCUUUUCUCCCAGCCCCCACUCCUCGUUUCCACUCCUGGGAGAGGCAGAAGUAGGCUUCGGGGCAUCAAACCCAGACCCCGCUAAGGGCUGGUCUCUGCUCCGCCUCGACUGCCUGCUGGGCUCCCGCGAGAGGCUGUCCCUGCCCGGCCUGUGCCCACCGACGGUCGCUGCGGGGCAGCUGGUGAAGUGCCUUCCUGCUGCACUCGGGCUCCUCCGUGUGGCCGGUCCUGACUCCACGCCCUCGUCACAGGGGCUGCGCGUGUAGUUUGU
Messenger RNA from Molossus molossus (Pallas's mastiff bat), 1484 nucleotides. It is a transcript of the gene E2F5, whose product is annotated as E2F transcription factor 5. The transcript is spliced from 8 exons. Bases 1 to 1011 code for a protein of 336 amino acids. The record is from RefSeq and is a predicted model, not a curated record. Gene Ontology annotation, biological process: regulation of transcription by RNA polymerase II. Gene Ontology annotation, cellular component: RNA polymerase II transcription regulator complex. Gene Ontology annotation, molecular function: RNA polymerase II cis-regulatory region sequence-specific DNA binding; DNA-binding transcription factor activity, RNA polymerase II-specific; protein dimerization activity. Lineage: Eukaryota; Metazoa; Chordata; Mammalia; Chiroptera; Molossidae.